CCUACACCUGUGACAACUGGUUUCAAUGUUGCAAAACUGACAAAGAAUUUAUUAGAAUUGCUUUAUAGAGAUUUUAACCGAUUUCGAUUAUUUAGUUAAUAAUAUUAACCUAAAAUAUGCUAAAAUUUUGUUAAGAAGUUUUAUUUGGAAAUUUAAUUGACGUAUAUUUGAUAAAAUAUGCAUUCUUCUUAUUUUAUUUGGUUGGCAAUAUAAUUUCAGCCAAUCGCAUUCGAGAUCAUUGUCCGCAAAACACAGAUGUACCAACCAAUGAGCACCAACGAGAGUGGAGGAAUUUUGAAAAAGGGUUUUGUUCAAUUUUUGUCAACAAAAGUCGGGGCAAGGGGUUAUGUGGGAUGUUGUAUGGGAAAAACUCAUUCCCUUGAAUGCUCAUGAAUAAUAGAUUAUUUAACCUCUGCAGGUAUCCAAAUGCUGGGGCCUUUAUGUGACACAUUUGAAAAGCUGUCGUCAGUGAAAAGAUGGGCGACGAUGGAGAGGGUUCUGCUUCAAAAAUGUCCUUGGCCAAGCAAAUUUCCAAGAAGAAAGGUGGCGAUCAACUUAGCAGGGACGAUUUUGAUGCUGGACCGCCCAGUGUUGAUGUCAUUGAACCAGGACUCUUGCUAGGAAAUUUGACAACAGCUCUCGACCUGGAAAUGCUUGAGCUUCAUGGAGUUAAUCAUGUUCUCACUGUCGAUUCAGUACCAUUGCCUCGUUCAGUCACAGAAAUUUCAUAUAUUAAAACAAAAUUUAUUCAAGUCACAGACAAUGAAAAGGAAGCAUUAAUAUUACACUUUGAUGAUGGUGUUCAGUUUAUUAACCAAGCCAUGGAAUCUGGAGUCGUUCUUGUACACUGUUACUACGGCGUUUCAAGAAGUGCAACUUUAGUUUUGGCUUUUUUAAUGAAAAAAUAUGGAAUCGAUUUUGACGAAGCAAUGGAAAGAUUGCUACAGAGGAGGAGAUUUGUUCAACCUAACCCUGGCUUUGAAGCGCAGUUGCGGCUUUAUGCUGAAAUGGGUUGGCAGAUCGAUCCAAAGCACACAAAAUACAAAUAUUUUAGACUCUCUAUAGCUUCGGAUAAAGUUCGAAAAGCAAAAAUUUUGCCCCAAGACUGUUUGGAUGUGGUAAAGCCUGAUCCUUUUCUUGCCACACUACACCCAGAGCCAUUGGUCUACAGGUGCCGUCACUGCAGGAGGGUCAUAGCUUCAGCUUCAAACGUUUUUCCACAUCAUGUCGCCUCUGACAGCAUUGGAUGGCAAGCAAAGAGAGUUAACAGCGUGAGGAAAAAGAGCUCUGGGAGCAUUCAGCCAGUUCUUCCAGCAGAAACUGAAGGAACUGGGAAAACCUGCAACGCAACUCUUUUUGUCGAGCCCUUGGCUUGGAUGCAGCCCUUGAUUUCUCACCAGCCACAAGGAAAACUACUCUGCCCCAAAUGCAAAGUCAAACUUGGAGCUUAUUCGUGGGUUUCUGGAUGCCAAUGUCCCUGUGGUGUGAAGCAGUCACCAGCUUUUUACUUGGUUCCAUCAAAACUGGAUUGGUGUACAGUUGUGCAAAACCUGCAAAUGACUGUCUGAGACUUCUUCCAUAGCAUCAGUGAAAAAACUGUUUUGUUCUUCCAGUCUGCUGAUAAUUUUGUCAGUAAUUACAAUUCUAAAAACUUGUUAAGAAGUUCCGCACUUUGUGAUCUCACUUUUCUUUAAACCAUGUCAGACUGGGUCAGACUUAAAAUUUUUGUUUUUUAGAUGUGCGCAAACUUAAACUUGAUCUCGGAAGUCUAAAAUAAUCUUAUCUGCAAAUUUAGACAUUGCAGCCAAUAUUGGAAGUUGGAACUAAGCUAUCUGCAUUGAAUGGCCUCUGGAAUUAUAUUUAAAAUUUUAAAAUUAAUGACAUGAAUCUCUCUGAUGGUGCAAUGAAGUUGUUUCAAAUUAUAAUAUGGUUCACAAAUGAUAUGAUAUGUUCUUGUGUAUAGCUUCCUAUAUGUCAGCUAGUAAAAAAAAAAACACACUGCUCGAUCUAAUCUAAAAAUAUAAAUUUGCAAA
Messenger RNA from Neocloeon triangulifer, 2033 nucleotides. It is a transcript of the gene MKP-4, whose product is annotated as dual specificity protein phosphatase MPK-4. The record is from RefSeq and is a predicted model, not a curated record. Lineage: Eukaryota; Metazoa; Arthropoda; Insecta; Ephemeroptera; Baetidae. Gene Ontology annotation, molecular function: protein tyrosine/serine/threonine phosphatase activity. Bases 477 to 1568 code for a protein of 363 amino acids. Gene Ontology annotation, biological process: protein dephosphorylation. The transcript has 8 exons. Gene Ontology annotation, cellular component: nucleus.